AUGAAUUGUACGCUAUCACAAACAACCGAAACGGAAACAUUUGUUCAAGAACCAGGCAGCAAUAUCUGUCAAAUAAUUAUGACAACAAAUACUUCUUUUCAUUAUUCUAUUCAACAGUUUGAACAGAUCAUCAUGCACUCACGUGAAAAUCGAUUAAUUGGAAAUACUGAAGAACAUCAAACUUUACCAUCAAUUAGUCCAUCAUGUAAUAAUACUAAUUCAACUAUUCAUUUAGAAUCAACUAAAACUUUAUUAACUGGAGUAGCUGAACGAAUAAAAAAUAAACUGAAUAUAGAUAAUGAACUAAGAUCAAUUACAAUGACAAAUCGUUUAUCACAAAAUAUUCCCAAUAAUGAAUCAAGUAAUUUGUCCAGUAAAGAAACUUUCCCGAUAGAUAAUGAUGAAUCAAAUUCUCAAAUGAUACAAAAAACUACAACAGAAUCAACAUUCAAUAAUGAUGAAUAUAAAGAAAAAUUUGAAAAAGCGCUAAAAGAAAAUGAUAAAUUAAAAUUAAAAUUACGCGAUACAGAUAAACAAUUAAAACAAAUUAUACGUGAUUUACGUGUUUUAAGUAGUUUUGAAAAAUCGGAUAAUUGGUUUGAAAAAUAUAAUGAUCUACGUGAAACAAUGAAAGAUCAAGAGAAUGAAAUAACACGUAUGAAAAAGAAGCUGAUUGAAUUACAAGAUGAAAAUGUUAAACUACGUAUUAAUGAGAAGAAGAUAGAGAAACCAGUUAAAAGUUGUAAACCACGUACUAUACGCUUAGAAUCAUUGAGUCAAGAAUUAUUAAUUGAAGAGAUUAAAAAAUUAGAAGAAGAAUUAGAUCAAAAAACCAAUGAAAUGAAUGAAGUAAAUGAACAAAUCAAUAAUGUCCGACAUCAUUAUAAACAAUUUGAAGAAUCAACCAUAGAAAACUGUACAGAAUUUAAUCGACGUGAAAGUGAUCUAUUGAAAUGUUUAAGUAAUUUACAAAGUAAAUCUACCGUAUUCAAUGAAUUGGUGAUAAUGUUAGAAGAACAAAAUAAUAAUUUGUUAUUAGAAAUAUGCAGUCUUCUCAAUGUGAAUUAUACAAUGGAAGAUCAAUCAUCUGUAACUAAGAAAGUUGAUGAAAUUUCAAAUGAAUCAGUUAAAACAGUAGAUCCAUAUCAAAGAAUUCGAUCUUUGGAAAAACUUCUCUCUGAAGAACAUCAACAUACUUUAAUUUUACAAAAACAUUUAGAAAUAGCAUCGAAAUCCAAUAUUUCUAUUGAUCAGAAUUCUAUAAAACAAUUAGAUUGUAAACGAAGUGAAAUAUUACAAAAAGAGUUGGAUGAAAAAGAAGAAAUACUUGAUGCUCGUGAUGAACAAAUUGCUGAUUUAAAAUCACGUGUUGAACAAAUGCGUAAAAUGAAUGAAGCAAUGCGUGCAUUAAUGGAGAAGGAACCAAGUGAAAUCAAGUCACAAAAACUGGGGACCAAUGUUGAAAUAACUAGUUAUAAAAAAGAAAUUGAAUGUAUGAGAAAAGAAAUGCAAAUUAUUCGUAAUAAUCUUACACAAGCUGAAAAAGUAAAGGAGAAAUUAAUGAAAGACAAUAGAGAACUUCAAGAAGAAUUAAAACUACGAGAAGAUUCAAUAUUUGAACAAGAUGAUGAAUUAGAACGACGUAAUAAUGAAAUACGUGGACAUAAAUCAUCUAUUGAACAAAUGAAACGUGAACUAGAACAAACAAAACGUGAUUUAGCUCAAGCCAAAGCUGCAGAAAUCAGUGGAGCAUCUUGUCGUUUAAGUACUAAAAUUGCAGAAAUUGAAAGACUACGAGCUGAGUUGAAUACUACUACACAAGAGUUGAAAGAUACAAAAGUGAAUCGUGAUGAACUUAAAAGAAUCGUUGAUCAGAAUGAAGAUACUAUGAAACAUCUUGGCAAUGAAGUACUUCAAUUACGUACUGCUAUUACUGAAAAAGAUAAAAUGUUAACUGAAUUACAUGCAUAUUUGAAAGAAUCUAGGCAAAAUACAGAAAAUAUCAAAAUACAAUGUGAAAAUGCUGAAUCAAAACGAAUAGAUGUGGAGAAACGAUAUGAAGAAUUAAAAGACAGACUUACAAAUAAAGAACAAGAAUUGAAAAAUCUACGUAAACGUAUGGAAGAAGCAGUUUUAAUGAGUACUACUACUAAUACUACUACCAAUAAUAAUAGUAGUAUUAAUCAUACUAAUCGUGAUUCAAGUCAAUCAGAUAAUAAUAAUAAUAAUAAUAAUCUUACAAAUCGUGAAUUAAUGUUAAAUCGACGUGGAUUUGAAGUGGAUAAAUUAAGAAGAGAAUUAUCAUUAACUAAACGUGAAAAAGAUGAUUUAUAUAUUGAAUUAAAAAAAUUACGUUGUAAAUUAGAUAAAAGGCAUACAUCAGAAGAAAGAAGUAGAAAGGAUAUAACUGGUUAUCUUACGAAUUUCAAUAUGGGUAAUACAUAUGCAAAAGCAAUUGCAGCUCAACAGCCUAAUACAAAAAUCACUUUACUUAAUGAACAUAUUAAUAUAUUGAAUCGUACUAAUAUUGAAUUAAAAAUACAAAAUGAAUCAUUACAUAAUAAUGUUAUUGAUUAUCAACGACGUUAUCGUAGUAUUAAAGAACAAUAUGAAGGUGAACAAGAAGCAUGGAUUACAGAAAGACUUGUACUAGAAUCAAAAGCGAAAGAGGUAAGUAAAUGUUAUCAUUAA
Molecule: messenger RNA, 2691 nt
Organism: Schistosoma bovis
Lineage: Eukaryota; Metazoa; Platyhelminthes; Trematoda; Strigeidida; Schistosomatidae
Source: the annotation of a GenBank genome assembly